Lethenteron reissneri (Far Eastern brook lamprey) is the source of this 4008-nucleotide messenger RNA. RefSeq lists its product as uncharacterized. The record is from RefSeq and is a predicted model, not a curated record. NCBI's taxonomy places the organism in Eukaryota, Metazoa, Chordata, Hyperoartia, Petromyzontiformes, Petromyzontidae.
AACGGCUGCUGCCAGGCCCAGAGUGGUGCAAUCGCACUCAGGGUGCCAGGGGCAUCUCCGGAUCUCCUCUAACUUUUUACAAUAUAACAGAUUUGCCACCGCAGUAUAUGAAUUUCAAUUUCGUGACGCUGAACAAGAAGUACAGCGCCAACCUCAGCGACACCAACUCUUCUAGUUACAUCGCCCUGAACGGCGCCUACACCAGCGAGCUGACGAAGAUUUUAAGCCAAAAAUAUCCAAAUACUUUUGUGGGAAUCACGAACACCUUCAGGAAUGAGAAUGGGAUGGUGGCCGUGCAGUCGAAUGCCUCCUUCUACACCGUCACCUCCGUCGUUCCAUCCGACGUUUUUGAACUCAUAAAGAAUGACUUAGAUACAUCCUCUACACUGAAGAACACGGAUAUUAUUGUAAACUCAACAUCGAUCACAAUAGACGGGACAAGACCGUACAAACCCGUGGCGAUCUCAUUUGAGGUCAUCAACAAAGGUUUCACGGAUUCACUGCAGAACAGAACCAGCAAGGACUACGCUGACCUGAACGCGCUCGUUUCCGCAGAGAUUAGGAAAGUCCUCCUGACGAAGUACAACAGCUCCGAUCUCCUGUUUGUCAGCACCUCCUUCACGAAUGAAAACGGCCGCUUGAAAGUGAACACUGAUGCCAUCUUCAAGGAAAACUCAGCGAUCGUAGCGUCCGAUGUCAUGACGCUCCUGUUCCAGGACACUAAUGUCGCGACCUUGGAGCUGGGCGCCACCGGGUUGGUCGUGGAUGAACAGACCUACCAGGUGGAUGGUACCAAGCCUUACACAACCAAAGAGAUAUCAUUUGAUAUCACCAACAAAGACUUCACAUCCAGCUUGAAGGACAAAACCAGCAAGAAUUAUACCGACCUCAACGGCGUCGUUUCCAAAGAGAUUACAAGAAUUAUUGCCCAACAGUACAAAAACUCCAAUCUGCAAUUUGUCAGCGUCUCCUUCACGAAUGAAAGUGGCCACGUGAAGGUCAAUGCCAAUGUAAUCUCAAAAGACAAUGUCAACAUUAAAGAUAAUGAUAUCUUGAUGCUUUUGGUCAAGGACAUUAACACCUCCAUGUUACUCGGCUCCACUGGCUUGGUCGUGGAUGAACGGACCGUCGCUGUGGCCGGUGUCCACGCUAUCUUUCAGGAAAUGAACGUAACCAUGAGAAUAAUCAACUUCGACUACAAUGAUGAGCUCCUCGACGUUCAAAGUUUAUAUUAUAAAUCUCUAUCAAGAAAAAUAAUUGAUGGGCUUGGAAAAAUUGUUUCAGGUCAAUAUGCUGACACUUUUCGAAGGGUCUCCAUUGCAAAAUAUUCGAAAGGAUCGGUGAUUGCCAAGUCAACCGUCCAGUUUUUGAUGACGGCGCCCACAGAUAUGAAUUUGCUGACAUCUGUCCUGAACAACGUGGACUCCAGCAGCUUUCUGAAAGACACAAACCUGCAACUGGAUCGGCAGUCCAUCAUCGUUAAUGGCACACAAGUGCCAAGCUCAUCAUCUUCAGCUGUAUGCAACCCUUCCUUCAUGCGCUGCCAGUCGGUGCCUCCCUACGGCAUCGCAAUCAUCGUCAUGGGCAUCCUGCUAUUGCCCCUGAUCGCCAUCCUUGCUGUGCUGUGGAAGAAGGGAGUUCUACAUUGUCCAAGACUUGGAAAAUCCAACAUUUACAAGAUAUCCUCGAAUAAAUUUGACAGACUGCCAUCUUACCAGAUACCGUCAUACAAACCCACUUCAUUCUACGGGGCUUGACAAGUUACCAAGCUGGAGUGUCUUUGCACAGAAUCAUAACAAUUAAUUUCAAAUACGACGGGGCAUACACAACCACGUACAAUCACAUACACUGCCACGCAUACACACACACUAACAUGCACACACACAGCCACACACACACACUGCCACACACAUACACACUGCCACGCACACACACACACACUACCACACACACUGCCACACACACACACUGCCACGCACACACACUGCCACACACACACUGCAACACACACACUGCCAUGCACACACACACACUGCCACACACACACACUGUAACGCACACAUACACUUCCACACACACACUGCCACGCACACACGCACACACUGCCACACACACACACACUGCUACACACACACUGUAACGCACACAUACACUGCCACACACACACUGCCACGCACACACGCACACACUGCCACACACACACACACUGCCACACACACACACUGCCACACACACAUACACACUGCCACACACACACUGUAACGCACGGGCACACGCCGCAACAGCAACAAUCGCCGUUCGCCACUGUGACAUCACCACGCUGAUUGUGCCAGGCUAGGUGCAUCUUGAGACCACGUGAAGUGUGGAAGGCUCGCUGCUGGCAGGAGGUCACGGUACAGACCCAGGUGUUACGGGAUGACUGACCGUGAUGACUUGCAGAUACACAGCCUGUGCUGCCUACUGUGCGACACUGCACACAAACUCGUGUGUGUGUGUGUGUGCCUGUACUGAUACGAAGCACACACUCAACACUGUCACCCACAUUUUUAAGUUCUGGCCAUAAUAAAUGCUGUAAGUAAAAACAUGUCUGCGUGCGACAUUAAUCAUUGAUAAUUAUCUUUUAAAGCGGACAAAUCUAACUGAUAUUACACUGGGUUGUAUGUAUGUAACGCAUUUAUAUAAAACUCUCAGUUCAAACUUGCAGGAUAUUUUCCUCCAAAUGCUUUAAAAAUCUGUUUAAAACGAAAAUUUGAAAUGUCACGAACAUGUAUUUUCUUUUUCAAUGUUCUGUUAAAAUAUCGCACCUUGAGGGUAGAUUGAGACACGCGUAGCGACCACUCGGUGACGCACACACAGACGUCUCAGCAUGCAGAGGGAUCACUUUGUCAGCUUUAAUACAACCCCCCAACAGUGCCUGUUAUAGCCAAUACAUCAUUUGAGAAAAAAGCACAUUUGGUUUGAAAAAGAAUACGGCGUUAAAGUCGGACCUGUCAAGACACCCCGCGUGUGCCACAAAGGGCCACUCGGGGCUCCGCGCUGCAUUGCACCGGUGGUCACUGAUAGUAUUUAGAUACCAUUCAGUUGCUUUUUGGUUCUUUCGGUAAAGUCACGUAUAAAGAUAAAAUAAUAAAUUAAAUAAUAUUAUUUUUAUUAUUUAUUUUAUCUUUAGACGUGACUUUACCGAAAGAACCAAAGAAUAAUUCCUGCAGUCACGAAAGCUCCAAAUUAAGAUUGAACCAUUCAGUUGAUUUCCCGUUACGAGGGUAAUAAGGGACUGCGCAAUCAGAAUGAAAUGUGCCGAUGUUUGGACCGUAGUGAGAGUUGGAGGCAAUCACCCAACAGUCGCACUCUGGCAGGAGUUUACUUGAGAAGGGAACUUCAAGUGCAGUGAGAUUCCAGCCCCGUGUUGUUUCUGCUUUUCAUCCGAAAUAAAUACCACAACGAGGGCACAUUGUGAACUGUAUCAUUAAGGCCACGUGUAAACAUUCUCAAUAAUAUUAGAAUGUCCGCAGAUGCGAAGAACGUAUAUUUUUGUAUUAAAUGCUGUAUGUUGCCACAGUAUAUGUUGCUAGUCACCGCAUAUCCAUGUCUUCUUUGUUGGUCAUUCAGGAAUGUUGAAGUAAAUCUUUACCUCUUUGUCAGUGGCUGUAGCCCAUAAAUCGCAUGCUGCACUUUAAUUUACUCACGUAAACAUUGGCAUAUGCAAAUAAAAAAUAAUGUUAUGUAUUAGCCUAUGUAAUGUCCAGUAGAACGUAUUGUUGCAAGAACGGUACGCGUGGUAAUAACUAGUUACUCGUUUUCUGUUUACAAUAGCAAUGGUAAUGCCUUAUUUAUGACAUCAUGUAGAUACUGUUUGCACUAAAAUUAUUGUAUAUUUGUUGGAAGAUAUUUGCCAUGGAAAAGUAUGUAACAUGCCGCCGGUGUGUGUAAGACUUUCGACCUUGUAAUAUUUUAAUGAUUGCCAAUAUAUGUAAGUGAUAUAACUACAAAUACAUAUUUUAAAUAUUA